AUGACAGUGCAUUCGACAACGCGGGCAGCCGAGCCUAUCUCUGCAACCGAAAAGGAGCAGAUCGAUGCGCUUAGAGCAAGACUUAAUGAGUGCAUGAAGAAAAUCCCCGAAGAUCUUGACACUGAUUUGAAUUUGGCGCGAUGGAUUCGCGGGUAUCGUGGUGAUAUCGAAAAAAUUUGCACGAACUUUUCGCAAUAUGUUUAUUCGCGAAACGCUGCUGGUUUCCUGGGUCGUGAUCUACCGGAGAAAUACUUCGAAAUGCCUUCUAUCAAGCCAUUCCUGCCAUUUAUCGCCUCUUCGCGGCUCGGUGAUUCCGUAUGGUCCGAUGAGCAUAACGCUUUCAUGUUUGUGGAACGAGCAUGGGCCCAACCAAGAGAGUUUAUCAAGACCUUCAAAACCAGCGACUACCUGAUACAUUGUUUUGGAUACUCAGAGGUUCUUCUACAACUUAUUCUGGAACGCGAACGUAAACAACCGAAAGAUCGUGGACCAGUUCAAUUUAUUGUGAUCUUUGAUCUUGCCACCGUUAACAUUACCGACUAUGUGAAUCCGAUGAGCGGUUACAUGAAACUUUGGCAGCUACGUUCUGAUCUCUGGCAGGAUUGGUAUCCGGAAGUGGUACAAGUGAUCUACCUCGUUAAUCCACCUCGACUUGUUAGUCUAUUGUGGAAAAUUGCUCGUCUAUUCCUUACAGAGGAGAAUCUACGAAAAAUGGUGAUCGUUGGCGAUAAAGAGAUGCCGAAAUAUAUCCACAAACACCUUAUUCCUAUGGAAUAUGGAGGUGAUUAUGUGAACAAGGAGUUGCCUGGGGAUGAGUCAGGUGUGAGUAUUCGGAGGAAAAUCACCUCAGCUGAUCACUACCAGCCCUACCAACACUACGAAUUACGAGGGGUUCAACGGCCAAAACCUGCUAAGAAGGACAUAUCACCUGGCGAAUUUUUCACACUUCCCAUUAUUGUACCGGAUGGGAAAAGCCUACUGUGGGAUUUCACCACGAGUGGCGAAAUAGAGUUUUUCAUUUACAAAGACAAGGAUGAACGUCAUCUUGUGUAUCCACGUCUGCGAUUAGUCACCGCAAAACUUGCCGAAGAAGGUGUGCUGCCGAAUUUGCCCGGUGGUGAAUAUUCGUUGGUGUUCGCAAAUCGUGGCACAUAUUUCACUACUAAACUCGAAUACGCUAUUACAUUAGUUUAA
Messenger RNA from Necator americanus (New World hookworm), 1194 nucleotides. RefSeq lists its product as uncharacterized. The record is from RefSeq and is a predicted model, not a curated record. The transcript has 10 exons. Gene Ontology annotation, cellular component: cytoplasm. The coding region runs from base 1 to 1194 and encodes 397 amino acids. Lineage: Eukaryota; Metazoa; Nematoda; Chromadorea; Rhabditida; Ancylostomatidae.